Messenger RNA from Geodia barretti, 2848 nucleotides. Lineage: Eukaryota; Metazoa; Porifera; Demospongiae; Tetractinellida; Geodiidae. The record is from the annotation of a GenBank genome assembly.
AUCCAUCUCGUUACAGCUCCAAAGUUGUGAGGUGCCACAUUCUCUUGGUCUAGUUCAAUUGUCUCCACCGUCGCCCCAACCACUCCUCCGAUGAACAAAACUACCAGAAGAAAGGGAGUCAUAAAUACGACACGCUAAAACUACUUUUGCCGUUCUCUAGGUCAAUCCAACUACUUUCAGCCUCACUAGCAGCGGCAUAGAGAGCGUUCAUGUUUCCCCACAUCGCCCACUCCACUCUACAGCAGCAGCAUCCGGGCGCACCGUCUUGGCGAAUACAACAACCCCGCGCCAUCUUCCACCUUCCUCUUGUUUAGUAUCUCUUUCCACAAGUGAGCCCUUGUUGCUUUUAUACGGAGGAUGCGCGAAAUUGACCCGGAAAGCACUGCGCAUAUUUCAAAUUCAAAUGUUUUCAGUCGUCCUGUCGUGCUUUCUUUCGAAGUUGUGUUGUCGCGCACGAAAGGUGCGUGUUCUCCUGGUAGCUGUCACUGCCGUCGUCUUGCUGGGUCUGGUGUGGCAUAUCCUCCUAUGGAAGACCCUGCUUAAGUCGUCAAUCAAAGUGCUGCAGUCACCAUGCAGUGAUGAAAACAGCUCCGCCUACUUAGAGGACCUAUGUAGGGACUACCUGAACGGAGUUGUGGGAGGUAGUCUGUGUGAACCUCUGUGUGUCAGGAAGGAGGUGGAGUUUGUGAAAUGUCUGGGUCAUGGGGUCAAGAUGCACGUCCUGAAGGCCCAGUGGGCUGCCAACACUAUCGUCUUGAAGACUGCCAAACCACCUGGAAAUGAGCGUGCCACCUCACAUCUCGAGCGGCCGAACAAAUUCUCCCGGAUAACCACCAAACAAGAAUUUCUGAAUGAAGCGAAUCUGACACUGUUUAUGAACUUGGCAGGAGGGAGGGUGGUGGGUAGGACGGAGGAGACAGUAGAGAGAGUGUUCUCAGAGUGUGAUGUGUUGGGAGAUGGCCAGCUGAGCUACUCUGAGGCAGUGGUCUGCUGGAGUCUGCUGGAGACUGAUGAGUUUGUCUUCCUCUCUCUACUGAGAGGGCUCUCCGCCGUCCCUGACCUCUACGGAGCAUGUGGGAACAUGUAUGCCUCUCAGUUUGCCACCUCUAAACCUCUCCUGGCCUACACCCUAACUGUAGCUGACAACAGGACCUGGGCACUCAGAGCUCAACUGGCAAUGGCUCUCAUUGACAUGGUAGCUAGUCUUGAAAACACGCUAUAUGGAACUCUGUACUUGUGCGAUGUUCAGGAGUCUAACUUUGGAUUUGUUCGAAGUGGUAACUCGCAGGAUCUGGUGGCUAAGACCAUAGAUCUGGACAUAUCUUGGUUUGAGAGUGGGCUGAAAUCCUCCGUCGAGUUUGAGAGAAACAAGAGUUGCCAGUCGGAUACUGACUGUGACUUUAUCUCUUGCCACGUUCCCUGUAACACCACCACUCACACUUGUGCUGGGAGACUGUGGUCAAACAACCUACAGGUGAUCUGUAGAAGACUGUUGGACCAGAGGAUACCAGGAAUAUCCAGUCUCCUCCACAGUCCUCCAGCCAGCAUAGAGACAGAACUGGGAGCUGUACUGGACCAGUGCAGUAACUACUCCUCCAUUCCCCAGCCACACAUCAAUACCACUAUCAUGAACAGACUCCUCUCUCUGUUACGUGGGUCAUUACCCUACAGCUAUCACCAUAAUGUCAGCAGCUGGCUUAGUCGUCACGACUUGCCUAACAUCGUCAUCCAUUCUUGGCAUACCGCUCCCAACUGCAGCAAUGACGCCAGUGCGGCGUACUUGAAACGUCUGUGUAGGGACUACCUGAACGGAGUUGUGGGAGGUAGUCUGUGUGAACCUCUGUGUGUCAGGAAGGAGGUGGAGUUUGUGAAAUGUCUGGGUCACGGGAUCAAGAUGCACGUCCUGAAGGCCCAGUGGGCUGGCAACUCCAUCGCCUUGAAGACAACUGAACCAGCCAGGAAUUACAGUGUGGUCGCUGAACACAUUGUCUGGCUUACAGACCACAAUAGACUCAUUUCAAAAGAGGAGUUUGUGCUGAAAGCAAAUCUGACACUGUUUAUGAACUUGGCAGGAGGGAGGGUGGUGGGUAGGACGGAGGAGACAGUAGAGAGAGUGUUCUCAGAGUGUGAUGUGUUGGGAGAUGGCCAGCUGAGCUACUCUGAGGCAGUAGUCUGCUGGAGUCUGCUGGAGACUGAUGAGUUUGUCCUCCUCUCUCUACUGAGAGGGCUCUCCGCCGUCCCUGACCUCUACGGAGCAUGUGGGAACAUGUAUGCCUCUCAGUUUGCCACCUCUAAACCUCUGGACAGCCAGCUCUCUCUGAUAGACAGUCGCUCCUGGUCACUCAGAGCUAGACUUGCAAUGGCCCUCAUACACAUGGUAGCCAGUCUGGAGAACACACCAUAUGGGACUCUAUACUUGUGUGACGUGAAGGGACCCAAUUUCGGAGUGGUGAGGGAGCCUGGCUCUGACAGACUCACAGCAAAGACCAUUGAUCUGGACCUGAGUUCGUUCGACACGUCCUCCGAUCUGUUUUGUGUCCACAGAGAGAGGCAGUGUCAUCGCGACUCUGACUGUACGUAUGUUGACUGCCGCAUCUCCUGUGACAGAGGCACCUGCUCUGGACCUAUCAUCUCCAACAAUCUUCAGGUGUUGUGUGCCAACCUACUAGCACCUGGCUGGCUGCAGCUCUCCCUCCUCCACAGUCCUCCAGCCAGCAUAGAGACAGAGCUGGGAGCUGUACUGGACCAGUGCAGUCACUACUCCUCCAUUCCCCAGCCACACAUCAAUACCACUAUCAUGAACAGACUCCUCUCUCUGUUACAAUCAUCACUUCUCUCACCAUCAUAA